UUUUCAUUGGCCGUGAAAUUUCUCUUCUGGAGUGGACGUUGUUUUUUUGCUUUAGCUUUUGACUGCGGCCACCACUUGUAAAGAACAGACAAGCUCUUCGAGUAAGUUUUCUCGAAGGCCUUAACUUGAAAGUAUUUUGUAAGUUGGGGGAUGUUUCGUGGCUUCAAGUCACUUGGUAACUUGUGUUAUUGGGUGAAAGGAAAUAGAUCUAUAAGUUACUCGUACAUAGCUCUCCAUUUGCAGUUUUGGUAAAGUUCCCUAGCUAACAGCUGUUCUUUGCUUCCUUUUACUGGCUUAUUCUUGGGAGAAAGAUGGUUUUUCACGGAGAAGAAGGUCUGUCAUUGGACAGUUCUAGUGAUAUGGGGAGUGGUUUCGAAGGCCCUGAAAAAAACUUGGAAUUGGAUUUUAGACGUAGGAACUCAAAGAUCGCUUCGUUCCUCUCAGUAUCUCAAGAAAGAUGGAGCGAAAUCUUGUCAUACGCACAGUGUAGUAUUCUUUCAAGAAUAGCAAGUGACAAGUUAAUAGCCUACUUACUUUCCGAAAGCUCGCUUUUUGUAUUUGAUGAAAAGAUAAUCUUGAAGACUUGUGGAAGGACUACUUUACUGAGGACGAUACCGUCUUUGCUUGCAUUGGCAGAAGAAUUGGACUUUUGUGUGGACUUUGUGCGUUAUUCAAGACCGUUUUUCUUAUAUCCUUCUGCGCAAACCUAUCCUCAUGACUCCUUUGAUUCGGAAGUUCAGUUUUUAGAAAAGUUUUUUCGGGGACAUAGCUACACUUUAGGUGCUAUGGAUGGUAAAACAGCUUGGCAUUUGUAUGUAGCUGAUCAGUCAGAAAAAUAUUCAUCUGAACAGACAUUCGAAAUAAUUAUGUUUGAUUUGGAUAGUGAGGCUGUCAGUCACUUUUUCAAGUCAAAGGAUUAUCAAAGUGGUUUAGAAACUCUUGAGGGUUCUGGUUUGAAGUCUUUGUUACCUUGUGAAGAGAUAACUCGUUACGAUGCAUACAACUUUGAUCCAUGUGGAUUUUCUUUGAAUGUAGUGAACGACGACAUUUACUAUACGAUUCAUAUUACUCCAGAGUCGCAUUGUAGCUAUGCUAGUCUGGAAUGCAAUGCUAUUAUAGAAGAUUUUACUUCAUUAUUGAUGAAUACCUUGAAACUUUUGAAACCAAAAAAGUAUUGUGUUGUAUUCUUUGCAGAUUCAGAUGCUCCUGCUGCUUGUGUAAAGCAACCUCUUCAAUGGUCAUGUUCCAAAGAACUGGGUUAUCAACAGUUUGGUGAAGUUACAUUUGUUCGAAUGCAUGAAAAUUUCGGAGAGUAUUGUGCACAAGUUUGCAGUUUUAUGAGAUGUGAAGAUGAGUUUCUGUUCACUCCGGAGUCUGAAAGUACGCAAGACUUAGAUGUCAAGUUCCUAUCCUGUUCGUCGAAUGGUGUUCCGCAGCCGUUGGAUGUUUUAUUGCAAGUAUCUAAACGGUUUGGUGCUGAAUGGUUUUCGAGUGAUCAUCCGCUGGAAACUAAACUAAAGAAGUUGAAAUCAAUCAGUCAUCGACCGUUGUUAUUCAUUGACCUCGGUGGAAUUUAUCAAAACUUUAUCAAGUUACAGAAAGUUGUAUCUUCGAGUUGUCGUUAUUCCGUUCGUUGCAAUCCGGACCCAGCUAUCUUGAGACUUUUGUAUGAAUUGGGAGUGCAACUUACUGUUUCUAGUCGGUCUGAAGUGGAACAUUUGAUUCGGAAUGAUAUUUCCUUAUCUAAUGUUGUUUUUUGUUCGCCAAUGUUGAAGUUGUCUUCUGUUCAGCGUAUUUUAAAGACCUAUUCCUUUGGUAUGGUAACUGUUUCGGAAGAUGUAUUAGAGGAAUGUAUAUCAAAGGAAUUAUCCCAAAUUUUGAGGGAAGUUUCAGUAGAGUUAAGUUUGGGUUCGGACGAGUUUGAUACCUCGAGUGCUUUUGAGAGAUUGGAAUAUAAGUUGAAAUUAGCAAAGAAGUUAGGUUUGAAGAUAGUAUCUGUGAACAUUUCACAACUCGAGUCGGAAUUCUUAUUGCAGAAUAUUGAAAGACUUUGCAAUAUCUUGAAACUUUUUUCCCGCGUUUCUGUGGUGGUUUCUGGCAGUCUCCAAUUGUUGGAAGAUUCUUCUUUAUCACGAGACGUUGACUGCAAUUCACCUACGAAGAAACUUGUUUCAUUGUUGAAACUCCGUUCUGUAUCUCUUGUUUUGAAUGCAGAUUCGUUGCUACUUUGCAAUAACCAAAUGAUGGCAGUUUCUGUUAUUGCUCGACAAGAGUCCAGUGAAAAGGAUGCAAGUGAGUUGAAAGUGGAUAAGUAUUAUAUAUCUGAAGGCGUCUUUGGAGCAUUUCAUGAGUUGCUUACCGAGUCAGUGGAUAACUUAUAUCCAUAUCCUCUUAUAGAAAGGAAGAGUGGAGAAGUUUCGUUUUGUUCUAUUUAUGGUCCAAGUGGUGAUUGUUUGGAUCAUAUUUGGUCUGGAGUGUUGCCAGUUUUAGACAUUCACGAUUAUAUUUUCUUUCCAAAGAUAGGAAGUUUUUUGUCCUUGGGUUUGCGUGAGUUUAAUGAUUUUUCACGCAAAGUAGAUACUCGUUAUUUGGUUACGUUUGAAUAAAAGGAACGUUUAUUUGGAAAGUGAUUUAA
Galdieria sulphuraria is the source of this 2635-nucleotide messenger RNA. Its product is annotated as S-adenosylmethionine decarboxylase isoform 2. The transcript has 10 exons. Gene Ontology annotation, molecular function: adenosylmethionine decarboxylase activity. Gene Ontology annotation, biological process: spermidine biosynthetic process; spermine biosynthetic process. The record is from RefSeq and is a predicted model, not a curated record. Gene Ontology annotation, cellular component: cytosol. Lineage: Eukaryota; Rhodophyta; Bangiophyceae; Galdieriales; Galdieriaceae. The coding region runs from base 312 to 2606 and encodes 764 amino acids.